This is a messenger RNA of Zea mays, 936 nucleotides long. RefSeq lists its product as uncharacterized. Bases 1 to 936 code for a protein of 311 amino acids. The transcript has 8 exons. Gene Ontology annotation, molecular function: deSUMOylase activity. Gene Ontology annotation, biological process: protein desumoylation; proteolysis. Gene Ontology annotation, cellular component: nucleus. The record is from RefSeq and is a predicted model, not a curated record. NCBI's taxonomy places the organism in Eukaryota, Viridiplantae, Streptophyta, Magnoliopsida, Poales, Poaceae.
AUGGUGCGUGACUUUGCUGUCUUGUCCUUCUACUUCGAGCUAGCUCAAGCUUUCCUGAAGCAAGCGAAGCGAAGCAGAGAAAUGCUGCAAUACAAUGCAGUGCAAUGGACCCUGUGCUUUGCUUGGCUGGAGAUGGAGGUCUGCUGCGUGCUUGUGCUGGGCUGUGUGCGCGAGGUGUUUAUUCCGAUAAACAUCCGAGAGACGCAAUGGUAUCUUGCUGUGAUCCAUGCAAGAAAUAUGGAGAUACAAGUGCUCGAUUCACUUGGUACUUCACAAGACCGUAAAGACCUCACUGACUCUAUUAAAGGUCUCCAAAGGCAAAUUGAUAUGAUAUCUCAACGUAAGGAGUUAAAAGACCACAGGUGGCCAGACCUCCAAGUUGCUUCUUGGCCGCUCAGAGAAAUAGACAUGGGAUAUGCAAAGCAGACAGAUAGCUCUUCAUGUGGCCUCUUUCUUUUGAACUAUAUCGAAUACUGGACAGGGGAUGAACUGUCUGACAGUUUUACCCAGGAUGACAUGUCACACUUUAGGAAGAAAAUGGUUCUUAUGCCAUGGAAAUUCAACGGAUGUUAUGCCCUUUUCGUAAUAGAUCAUGUUAAAAAGCAUGUGACUUUUAUCGACUUUACACUGACUCAAGAUUGGUGUAAACACAUGCCAUACAAGAGGUUUGCGGAAGCGAUUAUCAUGGCCUCAAAGAAAUAUAAGAUUGCUUACAGCAAGAAACGUUCUGGAUGGGCGGAGGAUAUCUUUAAGUGGGAACAUACAAUUCAGACUGAUGUUCCAAUUGAUUUAAGAGGGUUUAAUACCAGCUACCUCGUUCUACAAGCUAUGGCCAUGUGGGGGAAUGACAGACGAAUGAAAUUUGUUGGGGAUGCAAAGAUUGUUCGAAGGAACUUUGUGAUUGAUCUGUUAAGUUAUGAGGAUAAUUCGUGCUGA